Acytostelium subglobosum LB1 is the source of this 2034-nucleotide messenger RNA. RefSeq lists its product as hypothetical. The record is from RefSeq and is a predicted model, not a curated record. The transcript is spliced from 2 exons. Gene Ontology annotation, molecular function: microtubule binding. The coding region runs from base 1 to 2034 and encodes 677 amino acids. NCBI's taxonomy places the organism in Eukaryota, Evosea, Eumycetozoa, Acytosteliales, Acytosteliaceae.
AUGGAGGGCAUUGCUGCAAGGAAGAAGAGAAUGGAGGAUGAUCAACUUCAGAUGUUCGUGGGCAAGGUUGGUUCAGGUGGCACUCUCACUCUCAAUCAAGCCAAGCAAUUGAUGAUACAAGUGGCGGCCACAUCAUCCAAUACCACAAACAUCUUGCAUGAUGCCAACAAUAAUAGUGAUGAUGAACUAUCUGAUGUGUCAUUAUCUGGAUACUCAAGAUCGACCAACUCCUUGCCAUCUACAUCAGCGUCACAAUCAACAUUAGACCCUCACUUAAGAAUGGAACGUGAUCUCGAGACAAAGGAUCACAUCAUUGGCAAGUUGAGAGAGGAGCGCGCAGCUUAUGAGAAGUACUCAAAGGAGUUGGAGGCAGAGAGGAGUGAGCUGCAUCAGGAGAACAAGGCAUUGUCGAGUAAGAUGCAUAUUGUUGACAACUGUUUGUUCAAUAUCGAGCAGUUGGAGCGCGAGAAUGAUGCCUUACAGGCAAAGAUGGAGGCACUGUCUCGCGACCUUGCCGAAGAGAGACAGUGCCGCAAGAAGACCGUACACGAGAAGAAGUUGAUGGAGAUGAGCUUCUCGACCGAUCUUCUUCAGAUGACCAAAGAGUUGGAGCAGGGCAGCAAGCAAGCAAUGGAUCGUGUUAGACUCGUAUUCAACACCGACACACCUGGCAAGCCAGACCAAACUCAAUCAGACCCGAAGGACAACUCCAACUGGUCCAUGAAGUUGCUCAAAGUUCAAAGGCUCAACAUCCAGUAUACCAAGAAGAAGAGCAUGUACUUGUUAGAGAAUGGCAGAAUGAGAAGGACGCUGGAUGAUAGAGUUGGUGAUGAUGGAAGGCUGGAGAUUAGACAGUUGGAUCAUUUCCAGGAUGUUAUCAAUCAGUUUGAAAAGGUGUAUAGUGAGUGCUGGAGGAAACAUGAACUGGUCAAACUAAUUCAUCCAAAGAUGUUGGAAGAGAUCAUGUCAUUGCAGAGAUCAAUCAUUGUUGACAAUGGCCUAAACAUCAGCGGUCGACUCAUCACUUCAUCAAGCAAUGAUGAGCUGCUCAAUGGCUUUGUUGGUGGUGGACAGCACAUCUGGGACGAAGAGGUGGAGGAUGUUAACAUUGAGCGAUUCAAACAAAUGUUGGAUCAAUUGGCAAGUGAUGGACAACAAACACAGGUCGAUCAAUCUGACAUGAAUGAUCAGUAUCAGUUUGGUCUGUGGAGAGAGCUGUUCGCACGAGGCACCCACAUGGUUGGACAAUGCAUGGCCACACUCAAGGACAUGCAGACAGAGUCCCUGCAACAGCUGCCUACCCACUGCGAUGUGAACGACCCACUCGAGAUACGUCUCGAGGCACUGCUCGAUAUAAUUGAGCCAUACCUUGCGGAUCACGAUGAUGGCGAUGACCACAUUGGAGAAGACAAUGAUGAGUUGUUGCAAGAGACGAUCGAUGAGCUUAGCAAUGACCUCGUGUCCAGCACACAGGCCAUGCACGACCGUAUGAUCAAGGCGACAGAAUAUCACAAUAGCGCACAGAAUGUGAUUGAUGAGGUGAGCGACUUCCUUGAUACGAUUAGCAAGGAGCAGGACAAGAUUGAGAAGUUCAAGAAUGAUGUGGCCACACAAGGCGAGACCAAGACCAUCCAAUACCACGCACUUCAAAAGAUGGUCUCCAGGCUUCUCAGUCUAAAGAGUGGCGCUCAACUACUUGUUCGUCUGCGAGAACUACAAUCCACACCAUUCAACUACAUAGCCACCAAUGAGGAUGAUGAUCAUCUUGAUGUGAUGGUCGCGAGCGUCAUACGUAGUCUUGGUUCGUCCACACCAUCAGAGUCUGAGGCCACAACAACAACCAGUUGGCUAAUGCCUACCAACUUCAAAAGAAUCUCGGAAGGACAGUAUCAGUUUGGAACGAUCACGAUCAAUACGACCAUACUCUCUGGCAAGCUGGUCGUUCGUGUUGGCGGAGGAUUCAUCACAUUCCAGGAGUAUCUCGUCAAGCAUGGUCGCGCCCAAUGUAUCAAGUUGUUGCAGUCGUCUCGUUAA